This is a messenger RNA of Bicyclus anynana (squinting bush brown), 1383 nucleotides long. It is a transcript of the gene Oscillin, whose product is annotated as glucosamine-6-phosphate isomerase. Gene Ontology annotation, cellular component: cytoplasm. The coding region runs from base 291 to 1127 and encodes 278 amino acids. Lineage: Eukaryota; Metazoa; Arthropoda; Insecta; Lepidoptera; Nymphalidae. The record is from RefSeq and is a predicted model, not a curated record. Gene Ontology annotation, molecular function: identical protein binding; glucosamine-6-phosphate deaminase activity. The transcript is spliced from 6 exons. Gene Ontology annotation, biological process: carbohydrate metabolic process; N-acetylneuraminate catabolic process; D-glucosamine catabolic process.
UCAUUCGCGAGCCGCGUUUGCUUUCGAGGCGACGCGCUAUUACUUUGUACGCUCACGUCGCGCUGUCAACUGUCAUUUAGUCACGAUAGUUCCUCCGCCGAUCGUGUUUUGUUUGGUUACAAGUUUAACACUGUCGGUUAACAGUGCUCACACAACACAGACGCCGGGCUAGUGUGCUAACACUGAUAAGUAAUAAUAAGGAAUAACAUACCAGCGGCGCAGAGCCGGGAACCUCGCGCUAACGACGCGCUGCGGAAUUUUUAAAGGGUGCGGCCUGCCCCGCGCGCAGCAUGCGGCUCAUCAUCCUGGAGGACGCGGACGUGGUGGCGGACUGGGCGGCGCGCUUCGUGCUGCAGCGCAUCACACAGUUCGCGCCGGGCCCCGGGCGCCGCUUCGUGCUGGGCCUGCCCACGGGCGGCACGCCGCUGGGCAUGUACCGCCGCCUCAUACAGUUCCACAAGGAGGGCCGCCUGUCCUUCCAGUACGUCACCACCUUCAACAUGGACGAGUACGUCGGUCUGCCGCGCGACCACCCCGAGUCGUACCACUACUACAUGUGGAACGAGUUCUUCAAGCACAUCGACAUCGACCCGGCGCAGGCGCACGUGCUGGACGGCAACGCGCCCGACCUGGUGCUGGAGUGCACGCGCUUCGAGCGGCUCAUCGCGCAGGCCGGCGGCGUGCGCCUGUUCGUGGGCGGCAUCGGGCCCGACGGCCACAUCGCCUUCAACGAGCCGGGCUCGUCGUUGGUCUCGCGCACGCGCGUCAAGACGCUGGCCUACGACACGCUCGAGGCCAACAAGCGCUUCUUCGGCAACGACAUCUCCAAGGUGCCGCGGCAGGCGCUCACGGUGGGCGUGGGCACGGUGAUGGACGCGCGCGAGGUCAUGAUCCUGAUCACGGGCGCGCACAAGGCGCUGGCGCUGGCCAAGGCGGUGGAGGAGGGCGUCAACCACAUGUGGACCGUGUCCGCCUUCCAGCAGCACGCGCAGACGCUGUUCGUGUGCGACGAGGACGCCACGCAGGAGCUGCGCGUCAAGACCGUCAAGUACUUCAAGGCGCUGAGCGACGAGCACCAGAAGAUGAUCGAGGGCGCGCCCGCCGGCGAGGCGCUCGUGCUGCACUGACGCCGCCUCGCUCGCACGCGCACGAGUCUGAUGGGCGAGCACAACAAGAUGAUCGCGGACACGCGACAGAGCGACCCCGCCUGACGCCCCCCGGCGCCCGCGCAUCGCUCCUGCUGCUCGCCGCACGCCUGCUACACACUACACUACGUCGUCCAACUUAUCUACACUUCAUGUAAUUAUAAGAUUAUUUUUACUUUUAUAUAACAAUUGUAAAAUUAUAUUUUAUCAUUAAAUUGAAUAUAAGAAUAUGUUACGA